This is a messenger RNA of Paramecium sonneborni, 2211 nucleotides long. The record is from the annotation of a GenBank genome assembly. NCBI's taxonomy places the organism in Eukaryota, Ciliophora, Oligohymenophorea, Peniculida, Parameciidae.
AUGUCUGGGAAGGAAGCAAGUUUAAUAUUGUUAGAUGUAGGAGCAUCUAUGUAUGGAGAAUAUUAAAUGGGAGGAGGAAAGAAGUUAAGUAGAUUAGAAUUGGCAGUAGAUUGUUUAGGAUUGAUGAUUCAAUAAAAGAUAUUUAAUUAUAAGAAUCAUGAGGUAGGAUUGAUAUUAUUUGGAACAGAAGAGGCACCAGAUGGAAAGACAUUAUAUAUAUAAGAUUUAUCAAUUCCAGAUUUAGAUUUUUUUAGGAAUGUAAGUGAAUUACCAAAUCAUGAUGUUGGAUUAUAAGUAGGGGGAGAUAUAUUUGAUGCAUUAGAUAAGGCAGUUCAUGUAUUAGAUGAUCAUACUAAGACAAAGAGAAUGGAGAAAAAGAUAUAUAUAUUAACAGCAGGUUGUGGAUAAACUGAUUAUAGUGAGAAAUAGAUUACUAAAUUAAUAAAAAUGAUAGAGAAAGUGGAUGUAAAGAUAAAUUUUAUAGCACUUGAUUUUAUGAAUGAUUAUAAUGGUGAUAUGGAUGAUCCAGAUAAACCUGAAGAAUAUGAAGCUUUAAAUAAUAGAAUGUUAACUGCAUCAUAUUAAUGUUAAGAAUAAUCUAUAAAUUCUAGAUAUGUAUUUUUAAUGGUUUAAGAAUUAAGAAAUAAUAUGAGAAUAUUUCCAGCAAAUGUUGCAUUUGAAUUAUAUUCCCAAUUUCAUACUAGAUCAUUAUAAGCAAGAGCAUCAUUCAGAGGAGAUUUUCAAAUUAAUGAUGAGAUUUCAAUUUAAGUAUUAAUUUAUAAAAGAUGUUUUGAAGAAAGAUUACCAACACUUAAAAAACAUUCAACACUUGGAUAAUUUUAAAUUGAUAUAAAUAAGAAUCACGUAAGAAAUGAUCUUAUUUAUUACAAUCCAGAAGAUCCAAAUAUGACACCUAUAGAAAAAGAGAAUAUUAUAAGAGGAUAUUAAUAUGGUAGAAAUUUGGUACCAGUAGAUUAAAUAAUGGAAGAUAAAAUGAAAUAUCAAUGUCCUCGUUAAUUUUAAUUAUUGGGAUUUGUAGAUAGAACAUAAAUACCUAGAUAUUAUUAUACAUCUACUGUAGAUAUGGUAAUCUCAGUAGAAAAUUAAAAAUAAUAAAAAGCAUUAGCUGCUCUUGUAAUUGCAUUAAUUGCAACUAGAAAAGUAGCUAUAGCUAGAUUUGUAGGUCGAGAAAGAACUGCACCUAAAUUGAUUAUGUUAUUACCACAUAAAUCUAAAAAUUCAUAAUGUUUUUGGAUGAUAUCAUUACCUACUACAGAAGAUAUUAGACAUUUUCAAUUUGCUGCAUUAAAAAGAUCUACACCUAAUUAAUAAAUGGCUGUUGCUGCUAUGAUUGAUUCUAUGGAUUUAUAAAAAAUGCCAACUGAAGAUGGAUAAUUUGAAGAACUUCUUAAAAUGAAAUAUGUUGCUAAUCCAACUAGAUAAUAUUUUUAAUAAGUUAUUAUGCAUAAAGCUAUCACUAGAACUGAUAUUUUACCUCCUAUUUCUCCUCUUAUUUUAGAGUAUUUACAUCCUGAAAUUAAGGUUUAUGAUUAUGCUAAAGAAGCACUAUCCAAAAUUAAAGCUGCAUUCAAAUUUAAGAUAAAUGAAUUAAAAAAAUAAACUGAUAAAAAAGUAUUCUGGAAAUAACUCUUUGAUUAAUAAUCUACAACAUAAUAAAUCUAACCAGAUGAUGAAGUAGUAGAAAUCAAUUAAGAAGAAGAAGAAAUGGUUAGCAUGUUUGCUAAAUAAAAAUUAGGAUUUAAUGAUGAAAUUAUCAAAGAAAUUGGAACUGUUGAUCCUAUCUCAGAUUUUAAAAAAAUGAUUACUGAAAAAAGAAUAGAUCUUGUUGAUACUGCCUUAUAAUAGAUUCAAAAGAUAAUAAUUUAAUUUGUUGAUUAAUCUCUUAAAGGAAGUUUCUACCCUAAAGCAUUAGAAUGUCUUAAAGAAAUGAGAAGAGCAUGUAUAUCAGAAGAUGAAACAAAUGUUUUUAAUAAAUAUCUCCAUGCUCUUAAAGAUAAAUAUAGUUAACUUGUAUUUUGGGCAUAAAUAGUUUAAUAAGGAAUAACAUUAAUAAGCAAUGUAGAAAAUCAAAAAUCUAAUGUUACAGCUGAAGAAGCUUAAGAAUUCCUUAAUAAAGAAGAUAUUAGUCAUAAACAAUUAGUUGAUCAAUUACAACAUGAAGAAGAAGAUUUAUUAGCUGAAAUAGAUUGA